AUGGCGUCAGCGCUGCGCCCGAGGCGCCCGCGACCUAGGGAGUCGCAGUUCGUCCACGCGACCCUCGCCGACAAGUGGGACGCGAAGGCGGUCCUCAAGGACCCUGGCUUCGCGUGGGACGGCUCGGGGUACGGGAGCUCGCGGACGCAGGCCAUCGACGAGACGUCCAUGUUGCCUUACGCCGAGGUUUUGAAGACCCUCCUCGAGGUUGCACCCUCGGGGUUUCCAGCGCAGAAGUGCUUGAAGGAUACCUUCCAGGAGCUGGACAAGAGGCACGGCAUCCUCGCGUGCGAUAUGCGCUUCCAGGAGAGGGCGGCCAGCCUGGCAGCAGACGCCUGGCGGGUCAUGGCGAAGCACCUCUACAACGCAGCCCAGGCGGAUAAGGCUCUGAGCAACGAGGUGCUUCAGCAGCUGGUGAAGAUGAUCAGGCUUCCCUCUGCAGAAGAUGAUGGCGGUGCAGCUCUUGCCAGUGGCGGCUCCUUCGAGGACUCGCCGUCGUUCGCGGCGGCGGCGGGCCCCGUGGAGGGCGAGGCCGCCGACGUGAGCGCGUCGGCGGUCAGGGCGCUCUUUCCCCCCAGCAUGGGCGAGGCGGCGGAGGGCGAUGGCAGUCACGAAGCAGCUAAGACCGAGGUCGAGUUCUCCGACGACGACGUGGAGCUCUGCGGAAUGACGUGCAAAUGCAAAGCGUGCCGCGACGCACGCACCGUCGACCUCACGGCCGAAGAGGGCGGCGGCGAGCGGGCCCCGAUCCCGAACGCGGCCAUCGGGGGCCAGAAGCGCGAUACCAGGACCGCCCAGACGGCGCUGAAGGUCCGCAUGCGUUUGUUGGGCAAGACGCGCGAGACGGUUGCGCUGAUCCUGAAGCCCCCGAAGAAGGCCAAGGCGCCCCCGAAGCAGGAGGAUGAGGCCGAGGUCGAGAGCGGCAACAUCACCCUGCCCGCAACGGUCACCGUGAGGGAGCCGAACGGGAAGAGGCGUGGCGAGGCCUACAUGCUCGACGGCAACAAGAAGUACAUCAUGGGCAUCACCAGCAGGAGGACCGAGGAGUACAAAGAGGUCGUCGAGCGCGCCGCGGAGAAGAUCAACGGCACCAUCCUGAAGACGAAGGACGACCUCAGGAUGUGGUUCGACCAGCAGAUCGGGUUCGACACGGGGCCGAUGGGCCACUGCCUCGAGAAGAUGCAAGCAGCAGUGCGCGCAGGCACCGCGGCAGCGCCCGUGAAAGCGGAGCCCGUCGACAGCAGCGUCGGCUCCAGCGCGCCUGCCGCGGCAGCGGUGGUUCCGGCCACCGGAGACACCGACGGUCCCGCGGUCAAGGUAGCCAAGAGGGAGGGCGACAGGGUUCGCGACGAGGAGGCGCCCGCGCUAAAGGAGCCCAGGGUCCGCCCAGGAGCCCAGGCCGACGCCUCCGUGUGGGUCCACGACUGGAUCGAAUCCGAUAAGGCGGCCUACAACGCCUUCAUGUACCGCCUGCGCAAGCAGGGCCAAGAGAGGAAGGCCAAGUGGAAGGAGAUCCAGAAGUUCGGCUGCGCGAUGGACGCGGACAAUUUCGUGGACGAGAUCAUGCGCACGACGACGAGGCAGUCCGCGGAGUUCAACAACACGCUGACCCGCAACGAGACGCUCAAGGAGUGGACUACCUUCAAGAAGGCGCUGGAGAAGUACGACGAGGACGUGCUGAUGGCCAUGAUCAGGGCCAGAACCUUGGAGACCAAGCGCGACCCUGCCAUCCCUGAGUCCCUGCUGGUGCCGUGGCCCAAGUACUUGCAGGUGCGGCUGCACUCGGAGAGCGAGCGCGAUCGUCACGACAAGGGCUUGCAGCUCACGGACAACACCACUCUGGACGACGACGCCUACGACGAGAAGUACGCCGAGCAGAGCCGCGGUCACAACCAGCAGCAGGGGGGCCAACAGCAGCAGCAGCCGCCCCAGCAGCAGCAGUCGCUGCAGACGGAGCCAUCGGUCGACAAGGCGAAGAUGCCCGAGGCCGUGGCCGUCGCCGUGAAGGCCGCGCGCGCGGCGCACGGAUACAUCGACAGGUUCGUUCGCGAGCUCGAGGCGGCCAUCGAGUCCAGCUCGAAGAACGAGAACAGCAAGGGGGACAAGAUCGAGAAUGACCUGGACGCGAUGAGGGGCACCCUUGCGGCGAAGGACAAGGAGCUCCUGACGUUUGAGAAGAAGUGCGUGAGCUCGAACGGAGCGGGCAUCACUGGCAAGGAGAUCCAGACGGCGGCGGACCUCGCCAAGGAGAUCGACGAUGCGAUCAAGAACGGCCGCAAGAAGCUGGCGGCGCUCAGGUCGCUGUGGAAGCUCUGA
This is a messenger RNA of Prorocentrum cordatum, 2316 nucleotides long. Lineage: Eukaryota; Dinophyceae; Prorocentrales; Prorocentraceae. The record is from the annotation of a GenBank genome assembly.